Glycine soja is the source of this 1601-nucleotide messenger RNA. RefSeq lists its product as uncharacterized. The transcript has 3 exons. NCBI's taxonomy places the organism in Eukaryota, Viridiplantae, Streptophyta, Magnoliopsida, Fabales, Fabaceae. Bases 737 to 1471 code for a protein of 244 amino acids. The record is from RefSeq and is a predicted model, not a curated record.
CAUACUAAUAAUGAUUUAUGAUGAAUUUACAGUAUUAUUUUUUUUUUUACCUUGGUAGUGCAUAAAAACUAAAGUUAAUAAAGAACAGUUUUAACUUGGUGAUUAUGUGGGACAUUCGCACAAUUUUGCUUCGUAAACUGUAGAUAAAAAGGGCUCACUUAAAUCUCAAUGCAGUUUCAUCAUUAUUUUAUGUAUUACUAUUUACGAGGGAAAAUUGAGUAAGUGGCUUCAGUUUACAAGAAUUAUGAAUCAGGAAAUGGUUUUGAUGGCGCGGAUACCCACUAGUAUUAAAUGAUAUCAACAUCAUUCUUUCGAUGUAUGCCUUAUUUUGGAUACCAAUAUCCAAAGUGAUCUCUUGAGAACUUGAGUUUUACCUAAAAAGCACAGAGAGAGAAACAGUUUUCAACCGUUUCAACAGAGUGAUAACAAAAGCAACAAACUGGAGGGGUUAUUGUGAAACAAAAAGACACGUGAUUUGAAGCUAGUAGCAUAUAUAAGAAUUUCACGAAUUGGACCAGACAAGCAACUUUACUAGUUGACAGAGGAAGGGGGAGUCUCUUUAUCUUUACUUGGUUUGGAGGAAAAAAGACAAGAUUUUGUGAGUGGAAAGGUGGGCUGUAAAGACAACGGUAGGUAUGAGUGAAAGGAAAGGGUAACUAAUUUGAAUUCCAUUAAGAUUAUAAUUUUGGAGGAUGGCGAAUGUUGGAAGGUAAAGUUUGAAGUUUGAAGAGGAAGCAUGCAAGAACAGGAAUUGGACUACGUAGUGGUGCCACUGGGUUUGUUGGUGUUGGGAAUAUAUCACGUUUGGCUUCUCUACACUAUAAUACGCUACCCAUCUUGCACUGUCAUUGGCUUGAAUGCUCAUUCUCGUUACCAAUGGGUUCUUUCCAUCAUGGCUGAUCCCUUGAAAAAUGGGGUUUUGGGCGUUCAAACAAUCCACAACAAUAUCAUGGCAUCCACUCUUGCUACAACAGCAAUCACUCUUAGUUCACUUAUUGGCAUUUUUGACAGCAAUGACUCAGAUACCAAAUUAGUUUAUGGCAACAAAACUUCUCUUAAUUCUUCAAUCAAACGUUUCUCCAUGUCAUUAUGCUUCCUUGUUGCAUUUGUAUGUAACGUGCAGUCUAUUAGAUACCAUGCACAUGUGAGCUUCUUGAUCACCACACCUGCAUUGAAAGGCAAAAUGGAUUUCAUAGAAUAUGUUGCAAAAACCUUAAACCGGGGGAGUUAUUCUUGGUCUCUUGGAUUGCAGGCCUUCUACUUGUCUUUUCCUCUUGUCCUUUGGAUUUAUGGGCCCAUACCCAUGUUUGCUUGUUGCUGCUUGACAUCAUUUAUUUUGUACUUUUUGGACAUAACCACUCAAAUCACACAGGAUCUUCACACUAAGUCAUUCAAUCAUUCAAUAAGAGGGAAACUGAGGACAUGGGAGCAGCAUAGUUCCAUCAUUCUAACUGUUCUUCAACUUGCAUAACUAUUAUCUUUUAACUUGUAAUAAAGUUCAAUUGUAGAUUUCCUAUAAUCAUCUCAUCUCUGUAAUGAUAUUAUUAUUCGUGAAUUAUUGUAUAAUAUUUAUUGGAAAGUAUGUGUAGUAUCUUGAAGUA